AACUAGAAACCACAACUUAUGAUUACAAGCCAGUCCCAUAUUUGCCAGCCAGUUGUCAUCUGUUCUGAUAGCCACCGUUUCUUACCUAUCUGUAAUUGGUAGCAUUGGAAAUCCAUGGUUGUGUUAUGAGGUGGUUUGUGUAGUGUGCUCGAAAUGUUAUAACGUACAAAUUCGUGUGUAGAUUAUAAUGGAAGAAGAAGAUGACCCGGUUAUACAGGAGGUCCCGGUAUUCUUGUCCAAAUUGUUGGCAGAGAAGUUGUUCCUUUACAAGUUUCCUGUGCGACCACGGGACGUUAGCUAUGAUGACUCCAAAGUUCUACAGAGCUGUAUCAAGCCACAGCAUCAGGAGGUCAGGCUGGAACUGGAGCUGGACAUGCAGAGCCCUAAUUAUGACUCGAGCAAAGGCGAACAGAUAGCGUGGAAUGUGGAUGGUGUUACUAACAGCAAGGUAGAGAGGAAGACUGAAGACAAAUUCUUUAAGAAUGACAUUAUGGAUAAGCAGAUACUGCAGUCUACACGUGCGGUGUCUGACACGAGCAACUAUGCUGUAGCUGUGUACCAUGACGGUGAACUUCACAUUACCCCGUUGCAAGGCGUUGUAGACCUCCGCCCUUCCUUUGCGUACUUGGAUAAGUCGGACAAGCUUGCCAGAGAAGAGGCGAAGGAACGAGGAGAAACUGAUUUGUCUGGCGAAGAGGAUGAGGCCCAGCAGAGGAAGAAGCGAGCAAGAGAGCGUUCAUUUGGCUAUUUGAGCAAGAAGAGUGCAGAGGAGCCGUGGUUCCACACAGAAUUCCACAACUCUCGCUCAGGAAAAGCCGAGCUGGAAAGGCAGAAGUUAUUCUGUGCCAAGGCUGAUGAACGAGUAAAUGAGCUGAGUUUGGGAGUGAAUGAGUACUUGAAAUAUCUGGUUCCUGCGGAGGAGACGUCAUCAGAUUCUGUGGUAUCCUCACAGUCAGCAAACGUUAUCUCACGCAGCAGCCUUAAACUGCUCUCUCUUGUGGACCAAGUUAGAUGUCUGCUUAGAGAUGCCAAGUUACUGCAGUUCUCACAGUUGGCAACACUGCUGGAUAUGAAUACAGAUACUGCCAGUCUUCUACGUGUGGUGCAACAGGUGGCAGUAUUGGUUCAGGGUAACUGGAUUGUACGGAGUGAUAUCCUUUAUCCAAAGGAUACAGCUAGUAGCAUUAGUGGCGUUCCUGCAGAGCUCAUGUGUCAGGGCAGAGAUUACGUUUUGUACCUGUUCACUCAGAAUCGGCAUGUGGAUCGGCUGAGAGUGUCGAGCGUGAUCAGGUUGCCAUCAGAAGAGAUAAAGGAGAUCCUGGAACAGAUCUCAAAGGUACAGGGCAACAAGAGGUGGGAACUGCGGUUGCCAGUUGAUAAGGCAUUUAUCAGUCGAUAUCCAGAGGUAGUCCAGAGACAGCAGAUGUGGUGGGAUGCCAAACAGAAACAGUUGACUGAAGCAUUAAGAGAGGGCAGUGUUGCAGCUUCGUCUUCUGGGAGGUCAAGGCGAAAAUCCACUAGAGAUUCCUCCGUAUCAGAUAAUGAGCUGUCAGGCGAUGGUAGACCGUCUCCAAAACGGAACCAGCGGCGGAAGGCUAACCUUCAAGAGUCGUUGAGCUCGGACAAUGAGAGCGGAGUGGAGAGUGGGGUGGGCAAGAAGCAGGCUCAGAAAAAUUGUGUGACUGGAACAAAAGUACAACGAAGGACGAGCAAGCAGAAUGUGGCGAUGGCUGCUAUCAGUGCGGAGCCAAUGGAAACAUGAUUCCUGUGUGAACCUUUUCAAGAGAGUGGGCCUGUGUAAUAACAUGCUGCAGCCAUUGUUUGAUUUGUUUGUUUUACAUAAGCAUGUUCUGUGCCUUCUGAUGGAUUUUCUUUGAGAACCAGAAGUGUUGCAUUUUUUGCAGAAACUGUACAGUGCUGAUAUUAUUUUGUUAUCUUUAUUUUAUUUGAGCAAGGGAUGUGUGAGGUGUACCUGUAUUUUUCUCUCUUUCUCUCUUGUGUUUGUAAUCAAAUACACACCCACUUAAUUAAUUAUUGUUUUUUACUUACUUUGUAUUAUCUAUGUAGGAUUUAGAUAGAAAUUUCUGCAUUUGGUGGUGAGUGUUUGUAUGGGAGUAUUGUCAGAAGUGCUGGUUUCUCUCGUCAAAGCGUGCUGAAUAAUAUAUUCCCCCUGAAGGAAACAAGUACAUAGAACUAAUGUGGCUUGAAUAUAGUGCAAAAUGUCUGGAUAUUCGACUCUCCCGUUUUGUGUCCCGAUAACCCAGAAGUACCAAAAUUUCUUUACCUAUUUCAGAACUGACCUGCUAAUAUGAACUGGGCCCCUCCAGUGUAAGUACAUGUAUUUAUUCAGAUAACAUAAAACAAAAACUGAUGACACUAGAUCAUGGUUAUAAAGCUAGAAUAUCUGAUCUGUCAGGAGCACAUUUGACUUUAACAAGAGAGAGAGAGAAAAUUGUACAGUGUUUUGUUAUGUUUAAAUGAUUUAAGUAAGGGCAGGUACAAUACAUUUCAUUUGAAGCACA
Zootermopsis nevadensis is the source of this 2522-nucleotide messenger RNA. The record is from RefSeq and is a predicted model, not a curated record. NCBI's taxonomy places the organism in Eukaryota, Metazoa, Arthropoda, Insecta, Blattodea, Termopsidae.